Molecule: messenger RNA, 1239 nt
Organism: Eimeria tenella
Lineage: Eukaryota; Apicomplexa; Conoidasida; Eucoccidiorida; Eimeriidae
Product: flap endonuclease-1, putative
Exons: 3
Coding region: 1-1239 (412 amino acids)
Molecular function (GO): 5'-3' exonuclease activity; DNA binding; 5'-flap endonuclease activity
Source: RefSeq, a predicted model, not a curated record
AUGGGCAUUAAAGGCCUCACGAAGUUCCUGGCGGACCACGCGCCCGGCGCGCUGCGGGUGGAGGCGCGGGCCUCGCUGCUGGGGCGGGUGGUGGCGGUGGACACCUCGAUGGCUCUUUACCAGUUUUUGACUGCAGUGCGGGACGCGCAGACUUUGGGGAAUUUAACGGAUGAAUCUGGCAAAGUCACCAGCCACCUCGCCGGCAUGCUCUCCCGCGUCACCAGGAUGCUGGAGCAGGGGAUUCGUCCGGUGUUCGUGUUUGACGGGGAGGCGCCUGAGGAGAAGGCGACGGAGCUGGAGCGCCGGCGGGAGCGUCGGGAAGCAGCAGCAGCAGCAGCAGCAGCAGCAGCAGAAGCGGGCGACGCAGCGGAGCUGCGGAAGCAGCUGGCGCGCAGCGUGCGAGUGACACGGGAACAAAACGAAGACGUGAAGCGGCUGCUGCUGCUGCUGGGGCUGCCGCUGCUGCAGGCCCCGGGAGAAGCAGAAGCUCAGUGUGCUGCACUAGCUCGCGCAGGCAAAGUGUGGGCAGCAGCAACAGAAGACGCGGACGCGCUGACCUUCGGGGCCCCCAUUUUGCUGCGCAACCUGACCUUCAGCGACAGCAGCAGCAGCAGCAGCAGCAGCGCAGCAGCAGCGGCAGCGGGGGGGCGCGGGCAGCCCGUGGUGUCCAUACACCUCGACGCCGUGCUGCAGCAGCUGCAACUCAGCAUGGACCAGUUCAUUGACUUUUGCAUUUUGUGCGGCUGCGACUACUGCAGCAGCAUCAAGGGUGUGGGGCCCCGCACUGCGUACCAGUGGAUAAGAGACAGGGGCAGCAUCGAAGCAGUUUUGGCUUCUUUGAAAGGAGACAAGUUCCAAGUCCCCGACAACUUCUGCUUCCAGCGCGCCCGCUGCUGCUUCAAACAGCCUGCUGUUGCUGCGCCCCACACCCUCGCCUUCAAAUGGGCCGACCUCGACGAACAGGGACUCAAGCAGUUCCUCGUCAAUGAGCGCACCUUCAGCGAGGCGCGCGUUGAGGUGUACAUACAGCGGCUGCGCAAGGCGCGCGGACUCAUCACUCAAACUCGAUUAGAAAACUUUUUUGGUGCUGCAGUUAGCAGGCCUUCGGACUUGGCCCGCAAGCAGCAGCAGCAGCAGCAGCAGCAGCAGGGCAGCAAGCGCGGCAAGAGGCAGCAGCGCGCUGCGGCUCCGAAGGCGCUGCCGCCACCGGCCAAACGCAGGGCCAGCAGCACCAAAUGA